This is a messenger RNA of Phaeoacremonium minimum UCRPA7, 432 nucleotides long. Its product is annotated as putative stf2-like protein. The transcript has 2 exons. The record is from RefSeq and is a predicted model, not a curated record. Lineage: Eukaryota; Fungi; Ascomycota; Sordariomycetes; Togniniales; Togniniaceae. Bases 1 to 432 code for a protein of 143 amino acids.
AUGGCUGAUAUGUGCUUGUUUGGAACAGUGACUCGCUCCCACAAGUUCAACGACAAGGACCACCAGGGCCUGGCUGACGGCACCGCCGCGCCUGAGGAGCACCUUCCUCGCUACUUCGCCAAGCACGGCCAUGCUGGCGAGGAUCCCAAGAAGACAAAGAAGAACGGCGGUGGAAAGGCCAACUGGGGUGGUGUCGGCGAAGAGGUCGUCGAUGAUCAGUUCAACUUCACCAAUGCCCGUCGCCGCUCCAACAGCAGCGGCUACUACGACGGCAAGGUCGACUUCAAGACCAAGUUCGAGUUCAACGAACCCGAGCCCGUCUUCGAGGAGAACCUCCACGGGCCUGAGCCCGGUGAUGAGGAGCUCGUCAAGACGGAGACCGCUUCCAGCGGAAGCUCCCUCGAUGAGGAGAAAUCUGCCAAGAGCGUCUAA